This is a messenger RNA of Encephalitozoon romaleae SJ-2008, 756 nucleotides long. RefSeq names its product diphthine synthase. Gene Ontology annotation, molecular function: diphthine synthase activity. The coding region runs from base 1 to 756 and encodes 251 amino acids. The record is from RefSeq and is a predicted model, not a curated record. The transcript has a single exon. Gene Ontology annotation, biological process: protein histidyl modification to diphthamide. NCBI's taxonomy places the organism in Eukaryota, Fungi, Microsporidia, Unikaryonidae.
AUGCUUUACCUGGUUGGAUUUGGACUGCAUUCAUAUAAGGACAUAACUCUCAGGGGACUGGAGGCUGUCAAAAACAGUACCAAGGUGUAUCUCGAGAGCUAUACAUCUAUCCAUGGAGAGCCCUUGGAUGCGUUUGAGGAGCUUAUAGGAAGGAAGGUAUAUCCUGCAGACAGAGAGAUGAUGGAGCAGACAGAUAGAAUAGUUGAUGAAUCAUCUGAGGAAAACGUCUCCUUGCUUGUUGUUGGAACACCGCUAUUUGCAACAACCCAUUCAGACAUAAUGAUAAGGGCAAAGGAGAAAGGAGUGAAGGUUGAGGUGAUCCAUAAUGCUUCGAUCAUAAAUGUUCUAGGAUGCUGCGGCCUUUACUCGUAUUCCUUUGGAAGAGUGGUUUCCAUUCCAUAUUUUGCAGGCAGAUGGAAGCCAACAAGCUUCUAUGAUAACAUAGUAAGGAACUAUCAGAAUAACCUUCAUACCUUAUGUCUCCUUGAUAUAAAGGCCGAUGAAAAUAGGUUUAUGAGUGUCAACGAGGCUAUCGACCAGAUUCUUGAAGCUGGCAAGAUCCUCAAUUCUGACCUUGUCAAUGAAAACACAAGAAUCUUUGCAAUCUGUAGGUUUGGAUCGCCUACAGAGGAAAUGGUAUACGGGAGGAUCGGAGACCUAAGGACAAGGUCGUUUGGGGAUCCUCUUCACUCUUUAAUAAUGCCGGCAAAGUUAGAUAGGGUUGAGGAAGAACUCGUCGAUUCCUUACUUAAAUAA